AUGUCAGGACUAAAAAUUAAGGACGCUCCUAAAAUACAGGGAAAUUUAUUUCCAAAAACUGCUACUCGACUAUACCCCAAUCAUCACACCUCCAUCUGUGAAAUAUAUAUUAGCAGGUCAAAUAAAGGGGCAUUUAAGCCUGCAACUCAAAUGGAGUCUUUAGAAGAACCUCAGGGCUUGCAUGUCCAGAAGGAAAGCGUAUACGAUUUUAGUCCAAAAUAUCAAGAAAAUUUAUUAACAAAAAAAUCCAAUCAAUUAAAAAUUUUAGGUAACGCUCCUGUGACAAUGUGCAACAUAGAAGAUCACCAAAAACGACAACUUAUUUCUCGGAUUAGGCCAGCUAUCCAACGAAAGUCUAUCAAGCCUAAGGCGAAGCAAUCAUUAAUUUCCAGUCGAAGAAGUCUUGGCCUAUCACGGGUGAUGAAUACAGGAUUUUCUACUAAAGAUCCUCAUCAGAUUUCGAAGCACAUUCAAAUUGAUAAAUUUUCAGGAAAUGAUGCAAAAAAUAGCUUAUCAAGACAAGCCUCACCGGCGAAAAAACUCUCAAAGUUUCAUGAUUUCGAUAUAAAGACUACACUACCUACUUAUCAGGAGGUAGAUCAGAAAGACCCAGCCGUAAAUCAUUAUGACGAGCAGAUUAAAUCACGAGCACGUAAAGAUCAAUUACAUACUGAAAAAGAUAAGGAUAUACUAAGAAUUGCAGCCUGUCCAAUAAAAAGAAAGCCAAGACAAAAACUUGCUCGGAUUUUGCCAGGAGAAACAUUCAAACUAGUCGAUUCAUCAACCACAAAAGUUUUAAAAUUAACUAAAGCAUCGAAAGAUGAAGAAAGUUUGCACAAAGAUUCACCAAGCUCAAAAAUUUUACCUGAAUCUGAGAUGAGAAAGAUCUUAGAAAAUCCUAAAGUAAAAGAUGGACAUACGACUAUCAAUUAUGAUGAAGAUAUAGAAUCACAGCCUCAAAAUUACAAGUUAUUAUCUAACAAUAGUCUACCCCACAUGAGUGAUGAUGUUUCAAGAAAACAAAAAUAUCAGUCUAAAGGUCUUAAAACUAGAUCCGUGGCACCAAAGCUAGAAAUAACUGCCAGAAAAUCUUCCACCACUCUUCCUACGGCCGAUAAGAUUAGAGAAAUAGAAUCUUUCACAAGUAAAACCGGUAAUUGUGACCUUGAAAAAGUAAAUAUUCAUCAUAAAAUUCAUAAGACGGUCACUUCAUCAAACACUGACCUUAUCACCAAAUCUCCUGAAAAAAACAUUUCUUUAAUCGGAAAUGACGGCAAGAUAAUUCCGUCUCUCCUUAACCCUUUGCAAGAACCUAGCAAUUUUGAGCUCUUAAAGGAAUUGGUUGUCUCAAAGGUCCCCGAAAAUAAAACUGAUCAGAAGUAUAGAAAAAGAAAUAAGAGUGAAGAAGAUGCCGAUUUUGGUUCGAAAAAAAAGUGCAAGACUAAUACGAGACCUUACAAAGAUUCUCUCACAAAAACAGUUUCUAGAAACAAAAAACCUUGUAAGGUAGAAGGGUUCCAAAAAUCAGAUGAAAUAAAAUCAAAAAUGAAUGAACCCGACUUAUCAACUUUCCAACGGCCGAUGUGCUUGGUACAAUUGGAUAGGCUGAAAAACAAGCCAUCACUAAACAGCGGAGGGUCUAAAGCAGAAAGAAGAGAGCUAAAUUUUCUAGAUGAUAGUUCUUCUGAUUUUUCAGAUAAUCCACAGCUUACUAGAACUAGACCUACAGUGGGGUGCAACCAAAACAAAAAAUUAUCACCAAACAUCUUACUUAAAUACCACAAAGAAAGUUGUAGUGAAAGGGCUUUUGUUAUUUCCAAAGACAUUGCUACUAAUCAGCGUCAGAAAAGUAAUGCUGGCGGAAAUCAUGAUCGCCUUUUGCAGCAAAAUGAACCAGGUACACUCUCCAAGGAACAAAAUACUACCAAAAUAGUUAGUUCAAAUACUCCUAUAACUUCGUCAAAGGAACAAAUCUCAAAUCUCAAGAAAAUCUCCUCAAACAAUGACCUCAUAGCUAUUCAAACUCCAAAACCUUCGCAGAACUCAGCUUUGAAAGGUAAAUUAUCUGCAGAACACGAUAUAAAUAAAAACACUUACAAUAUUUCACGUCUGAGUGGUACUAAUCCUAUAAAUCUCAAGCCAGUUAUUCGGAAAAAAUAUCGGAGGACUAGGGUUACUCAGAAUGGAAGUCCGAUUGGAGGAGAAGAAAUCGAACUUCAUCCUAUUAAAAAUCUCGGGAUUAAUAUUUUAUCCUUAGAAGGUCACCAACAGCCAAAGAAAAACGUCGUGUGUCAGGCUUGCGAAUUAUCUGCCCCAUUCGGGCCAAAAUGUUCCAUUUUAAAGCGAGUAAAGGCAGGACCAUCAUCCCCGGAAGCAGCUCCGACAGGAUUAGUAUUACAUAAAACUUCUGAUGAUAUUAGUUAUACUGACAUCAAUAACCAUCAAGUUAUCUCACAAAAGAUUCUAAGGGAUCCAUUUUACAUUCAAGGGCCGUCUUGUGGGAAUAAAUCUUCUAUAGAAUCAUCUCCGGAUCCUAUUUCAAAGACUUCUACAGAUUCUACAGAAAAGAAAUCCCGACUGCAUAAAGUAUCUAUUAAUCCUAGUUUAAGACAGUAUGUACAAGAUAAUAAACUUUCACCAUGUAAGCAAAAAAACAAACAAAUAAUUCAGGACACACAACAUAUAUCACGAAUUUGUUCAACAGAGGAAGAAAAAUUCGCCCAAGAUAGAUGGAAUUCAGCACUUCGCCCUCAUUAUCAAGGAAUUCAUAAUGCAGUUCAAAGAAUCGUCGAUGAAAUCAUUUUAAGGUUGGUACAAGAAGAGGAUAGAAUGUCGUUGCUUGUGAAUCAAUAUAAGGAAAAUGGUGGCAAAAUUAUCAAUAAACUCUCGAUAGAUCACACGAGAGAACGAGAUUCAAUUAUGAGGUGCUUAGAUGCGAAGAUAGAUGAAAUAUUACGCGAUCAGAGUGCUGCUCAGUUCACUUUUCUGGAACAUAACGAAAGAAUUAAAAAGAGCGCGCUAAGCACAAUCGAGGAAAACUGGGAGAAGAGGCAAGAUGAUAUUCAAAUAGCUAUUUCGGAGGGUAGAAUAAACUCGACGUAG
Molecule: messenger RNA, 3102 nt
Organism: Blumeria graminis f. sp. triticale
Lineage: Eukaryota; Fungi; Ascomycota; Leotiomycetes; Helotiales; Erysiphaceae
Source: the annotation of a GenBank genome assembly